AUGUCAACCCACCUUCCUCUUGAUGAAACACAGAACAAGCUACCUACACUUCGACAUUUAAUCUCAGAUGGCUCGUUCUGGACACUCCCCGAAGUCCCACUCCUCCAAACCAUCCAGCGCGAAUUCCCCUCCGAACUGCAGCGUCUCAAGAACGCCACAUUCCUUCGCGACCCGACCGUCCCUCGUCCAACCCAGGACAAAUCCAUGUCCGAGUCCCUCUACAGUCAAGACUACGCCGAGAUCAACCGCACGCUCGUCGGCAUCCUGGCUCUCCGUUGGCUAUGGAACGACGACUACCAAACCUUCAUCGGGACGAGGACACAGGGUCCCCGGUCCAUAAUCUUGAAACGCUCCUCGUUCGACUGGAUCAGGGAUAUCUUUCUCAAUGGCCUCCAAAGUGCCAACGAUAUAUAUACUCUGAUCACGUCGAUGGUGAUCAACGAUCUCGGCAAAGAUCCCGGUCUAGCCACGGACUAUGCUCGCGUUACGGGAAUCGAUAUCUCCCACCUCAAUCAUGAUAUGGUUCUCUACCGUGUCGCUAAAAGUGACGUCGAAGUCGAAGUUGACGUUGAAGCAGGAGCAGGAGCAGGAGCAGGAGCAGGAGUGGAAGUGGAAGUGGGAGGGGGAGGGGGAUUGAUUCCAGCUCUGCACAAGUCAAGACUGACUCCCUCUCACAGAGAGCUGUUGCUGGCUGGAAUCAAACUCGGCUCCGAGUUCAAUUUCGGACAACUCGCUCAGGCGGAGAACGCGCCGGCCUCGUUGGCAGGAUUGCUCGAGUUGCGUCGGCACGACCGCAAUCACGACCACGCCCGUCCCAACGGUGACAAUAACAGUACUGGCGGUGGCAAUGUGAUUGAUCAAGCACUAUCAUUCGAAAUGCGAUUCAUGGAACAAAUCCUCGACCUAGCCGGCUCUGCGGGCCACGAGGACUGCACAUGCGCGAAGAAGAUGACCGAACCUGUCUUCCAGUCGUACAGGAAUGUCUAUGAUGUUGCUGAUGCGAUUAUUGGAUGGCCACAACAACAACCAGAAAGCGAUAGAGAGGCCGGAAACCAAGACCAACAAAAACAAAGUGAAAAGGAAAAAGACAGACGGAAAGAAACACAAAAGAUAACAAGUCUAUCUCUCCGUCAAGCCUACGAUAUCAUUCUAACCCGAAAACUACAACUUCUCCACGACGCAGGAUAUUGUCGACCCUUCGAUAUCACUUGCCCCCGCGACAGAGCGAUCAUGCGGCUCUUCUGUCUCGGCAACACCACGGACGGGGACACUGCGGAUGUUUUCUUCGUUGCCUUUGCGGAAUAUGUUUCGCGGGAGACGAGGCGGAUGUUGACCUAUGGCCUUAAUCUCGAUGGAGGCGUGGAUGAACCUGCUGUGCAGCCGACUUAUUUCCCGGCUAUGUUGACUAAAGCUCUCAGAAAUACUGAGAUUGGGAAUGAGAAUGGGACUGAUACUGCUCUUGCUCCUGAUGCUGGCACUGACACUGGUACUGGUACGCCACAGCAGAACAACUCGAAAAUCAAAACAGUCGCUGCCAUGCUGCGCUACCUCGCACGGUGCUUGGUCGUCGACCAGGCCGUGCUGGAGAAAUUGCCGAAAGGCGUGACUGUCAUUGAGAGAGAUGUGAGAGGGAUUGCGGAUGUCGUGGAGAGUGAAGCCUUCAGAAGGGAUCCGGACGUGUUGGACGAACAAGCUAUUCCUGGGGGUCAGGUUGCGAAUAUGGCAUUGGAGGACCAAGUCCAGGUCUAG
Capronia coronata CBS 617.96 is the source of this 1749-nucleotide messenger RNA. RefSeq lists its product as uncharacterized. Bases 1 to 1749 code for a protein of 582 amino acids. The transcript has a single exon. The record is from RefSeq and is a predicted model, not a curated record. Lineage: Eukaryota; Fungi; Ascomycota; Eurotiomycetes; Chaetothyriales; Herpotrichiellaceae.